Messenger RNA from Linum trigynum, 4185 nucleotides. The record is from the annotation of a GenBank genome assembly. NCBI's taxonomy places the organism in Eukaryota, Viridiplantae, Streptophyta, Magnoliopsida, Malpighiales, Linaceae.
AUCAAAAUAAUCUAGUUCACUCUCACUAGCCACCAUCAACUAUCAUCAAUUCGUGUCAACUCAUUAAUCAUCACCAACCACCACUUUCCAACAUUAACCAUGAGAAAUUGGAACAUUAACUUUGAUAAAUUAUCAUUUUAAGUGUUACGGGUCUUUGUGUUAUUAAUGAUUUGCCUUAUCACUAUUAUUUAGUGUUUCUUUUAUAUGGGCCUUAAAAUUUUACGGUUUAACGAUUCUAAUUUUACCCUAGUUUUUAUUUUACAUAGAAUCCUGACAUUGACUUCGUUGCUCUCCAUAUCUAUUUCUCCAAGGUUGAGUUGCUGGAAAAUUCUCUUUAUCUACCCUCUAACUCGUGUUUUAGGUUUUAGAUAAAACUUGUUUGAAGUCUCCUAUGAAAAAGCCAAAAAAAUCCUUUAAAUAGAGUUGUUGUCGUGCCCCAACAACUUGUUUGAAGUCUCCUUGAAUACAACCAUAUUUAUGUUUGUGUUACCAUGUUAUGUGUAUAAAGGGUGGGCAUGACCAUGCCUCUGACCGUGUUUGGCUCUUAAGUAAUUUCAUCUCCAUUUCGUAAAAGAUUCUUAUUUUUUUCAGCCCCACAGCACGCCCACCAACAUGGUCAUGUUCUAGGUCAUGUUGGACUCGAGAAUUUGGUUCCAAAGACGUCCACAUGCAUUUCAAAACUUCUCGAACUCUAUUUUUUCAUUCUUUAGUGUAAUUCUCGUCAAAAAAUCAUAUAGUUCAAUUCCAGUGGUCGGAAACACAAUAAAACAACAUACCAAGUACAAUUAAUCUCAACAGGAACUGCCCUAUCCUCACUCACUGUCUAUUUGCCGAUGAUAUAGUUAUCUUUGGCAAGGCGACUCUGGAGGAGGCAACCAGAAUCAUGGGCAUCAUUGAUGAGUAUGGAGCAAUCACGGGACAUGAAGUAAAUGGGUCAAAAUCGUCGGUUUUCUUCAGCUAUAAUGUCCCUCCAACAGAAAAAGAGGAAAUUAUCAACACCAUUGGUUUUGUGCCCACAAAUUGCCACUCUCAGUACCUCGGCGUCCCUACAGAAUGGGGAAGAUCAAAGAAAGAAACUUUUACUUUCCUGAUCAGUAGGAUGGAGAAGAAAGGAGACAGUUGGAAGAGUCUUCUCCUUUCCCCUGGCGGAAAGGAAACCCUUCUCAAAGCCGUCUUUCAGGCAAUCCCCACAUACAUCAUGUGUCUCUUUCUCCUGCCUGGUACCACCCUGAAGAAGAUGGACUCCAUGCUUAGAAGGUUCUUUUGGCCGGGCUCACUUUAGAAGAAGUCCAUCCAUUGGUGUCAUGGGGACCGACUUUGUGCUCCUAAAGAGGAAGGAGGGAUUGGAUUCCACUCUUUCAAAGAGUUCAAUCUUGCCUUGUUAGCAAAGCAAGCAUGGAGACUUCUCACGGAGCCACGGGCUCUUUGGGCCCGCUUCUCUUCUUCCCAGCCUCGGAUUUUCUGACUGGCCGAAAAGGCGGCAAACCAUCAUGGAUCUGGUCUAGUCUUUGGGAAGUUAGGAAGCUGCUGGGAAAGAGUACUGUUCGGAUCAUUGGCAAUGGUAGGAACACGAGAGUGUUCCAAGACCCUUGGAUCCUCUGCCUCCAUGGGGAAAAUCUUCUCUCUUCCGUCCAAGGUUAGAUGAAGGUGGUGGAUCUGAUUGAUCUCAACAGUAGGAAGUGGAACGACUCCGCUAUCAGGACAGUGAUUGAGCCCCACCAAGAGGAUAUGGUCAAACAAAUCCCCAUUGGGAGGGAUGAUGCUGAGGAUUUCUGGGCUUGGAGAUUCACUUCUACCGGGAGCUUUUCGGUCAGUUCGGCUUACCAUUUCUUCCAUGACAUCAAAAGAGGAGUCAUAAACAGUGUGAACCCCUUCCCCACGACUGAGAAGGAGAAAUGGAAGUGGCUCUGUCCCUCCAAAGAUGUGUUUUUUCAUUUGGAGAUGUGCUCGAGGUGCCUUGGCUACAAAAAGGAACCUUCACAAUUGGAGCUGCUCACAUCCCCAACAUGCCAGGUGUGUAACGCGGAGGAUGAAACUAUCCACCACUGCUUGUUUGGGUGCAAGCAUGCUACUGAUUCCUGGGAGAACCUGCUCCCAUACCUACCCACACCGCCGAUUUCGGUUGGUGUCCUCGACUGGCUGUUAGACAUGAAAGACUUUCGAAAUGAUGGACCCUGGACACCCUCUACCUGCACCAAGGCUGCUAAUGAUUGCUUCUCUUGGACGUCAAGCCCAAAAAUCCCCAGAGGCUUUUCCUUCCACCCCUUGCCAGCCCAUCAACCCCCUGAACCAGAUUCCCCCACCGCUGAGCAAUCCCUCUUUAGAGAUUCACUGUGAUGGAUCAUUCAUAAAUGAUUCCGAGAAGGCGGCUUAUGGCGUUGUUGCGAUCAACGAGCAUGGAGUUAUCUGCGAUGGGAGGGCAGGCGCUCUUCUUUGUUCUUCACCCUUGGAAGCGAAAGCAAAAGCUCUUCUUGAGGCCCUCUUGCUUGCCUGCCACCUCUCGGUCCCAUGUUGGAUUAGAUCCGACUAUUUGCCUUUGGUCCUUGCUCUCUCGGCUCCUCAUGAGUCGUGGCCAUGGAGAAUCUCUGCUUGGUUAGGGAUCAUGGUGGACAUUCUUGCGAGGCACCCGAGCAUCAAGGUCACUUUUUUAGAAGGAAGCUCAAUGCUCGAGCGGAUUGGGUGGCAUGUUCAGUUCCACGGGAUGAACUCCCACGGGAUUGGAUUUUGAUUCUUAAUAUCAUUGUGCCUCUCCUUGUUCAUCUUUAGGAUUUUGUAACCGCUUCCUGUGGUAAUAAAUGAAGUUUUCAAGUAAAAUAAAGUACAAAGAUGGCAAAAGUAUAUAUAUUGCUAAAACGAAAAAGCAAAAGACGCCUAAAAGGAAGUGAAAACAUUUAUAAAACUCGUUUUGUACUAGAGUAAUGAAGUAUUCUAUACAAACUUAAGAGUUUACUUAGUCAUUAGACUUUAAAAAUUACUCCUUUAAAAUGUAUAAGAUUUUGUGGUUAGCUCUCAAUGCAUUCAAAGUCUACCUUCUAGGUAGAAAAAAAAUUAUUGGUAGAAGUGGAAGAAUAAAAAUGGUCAGUGCCAUGCAGGCCGCUACUCUCUAUGCACGCGCCAAAUUCUAACUACCCCACCUUGAGCCAAAAAUAACUCAAGAUAGUGUUGCUAGUACAUUUGACCAAGGUCGUAUUCCACAGAUCCUAGUAUCCUAGGCUACUUAGACUCGGUUUUUAUCUCGUUGACAUGUUACUUAGCAGGUGGACUAUUGGGGAUUAAUGAACGAGAGGACAAUAAGAGAGAAGAUGUGCUUGGGGUGGCUUCCUUUCCCUAACCGCUGGAGAUAACAUGCAAAAGGAUAGAAGGAUGAUCCAUGGUAAUUGAGGUGCGGAGAUCGCUAAUAUGGGAUUGGCUCAAUGGUCAAGCAACCAAUCCCCCUCCUACACUGAUCCACUAGCCCAAUGUCACUUCAGCUAGCUUCACGAUGGAGGGAUAUAACCUAUCUCCUCUAAAUGGGUUCUACUUAUCCACACACUAGGACGUUAAGUUGAUGGUCAUGCACUCGAUGCCCUAGCAUUGUCUAGGUGGACGCCUAAUAGGCAGGGGUACGAUCAUCUCGUCCACCAUAUUAGACUCCUAUGAUCAACCAUCCAAACCAAUCAUGCCAAGACCGCUCAAUCCACACAUAUCUUAGACCAAACCCUAGCUAGGCAAUCAUAGAUAGCACAUGGAGAGACAAAUCCAAAGCAUAAUAAUCAUAGAUGGAGCAUUAAAGCUCUAGGUAAACACAAUUCAUCCAUAAAUCACAUGAAAGAGGAUGAUAAAUCCGUACCACCUAAGUUUCAACUAGGGCAAAUGGGAUACAAACAAUCCCACACUACUUGAUGUAAAGAAAGAACAAUCAUCAAAUAGACAUAGAUAAAUAGGUUCAUAAUCAUCCAUAAAUCAAGCCAAAAUGUCCAAUUACAUAUCAAACUCUAGGUUAGCAUUUGGGAGACUAAGCCCCAAAGUAUUGAGGAACUACCCCUUGUAGGGGGGAAGAAGGGGCAUGGAUAGAGGGAAAGAAAUCAGAAAGAAGUGUCUUCUUGUACUGCUCCUCCUAAGCUUUUCUCCACUUCUUCUACUAUUCUUCUCCAACCUUUUACUUCUCUCUCUAACCUCACUCUAGAAUAAAAAAAAAUCUGCAAA